Messenger RNA from Camelina sativa (false flax), 878 nucleotides. Its product is annotated as protein LURP-one-related 3. The record is from RefSeq and is a predicted model, not a curated record. NCBI's taxonomy places the organism in Eukaryota, Viridiplantae, Streptophyta, Magnoliopsida, Brassicales, Brassicaceae.
UCGUAUUGAUAAAUAUCUAUUUUUUCAUGAUACACCAUAACCUAAAUUAUAUGUAUAUAUUACUAGUUGAAGCUAUAAAUACGAAGAAGCUAUAACUAUAAUAUCUAUCAGUGCCACAAAUAAAGUUUUUCCAUAUAUGCAGAUAUAUAAUCCGAUUUCUCCGGUGAAAACCAUGGUGAAGAUCUACCCUCACCUGGCGUUUCCGGUGGAUUCGGGUGUAGUAGAAGUCAAGAAUAUUAUGUACUUAACGAAGGAGCAAGAGAGUUUCACGAUUUGGAUGAAGUCUUUGGUGUUCCAUAGCAAAGGCUGCACGGUGUUUGAUUCCAAAGGAAACUUGAUCUAUCGAGUGGAUAACUAUAACUCCAAGACUUGCGGUAAUGAAGUCUACUUUAUGGAUUUAUGCGGCAAAGUUUUGUUUACUUUACGUCAUAAGAAACUGGGAUUAUUCAAAUCUUGGGAAGGAUAUAACUCAACCGGGACGACAAGAUUUCGACUAAGAAAGAAUUUCAAGAUUUUACCAAGAGAUUCAUCUUCGUCUUACAAAGUUGUAAUGGGAUCGCGCAUAGCUGAUGGUGAUCAACAAUCUUGGUAUAAGAUUGUAAACCGCGGAUCGGUUUUUGCAAUCGAGGAUGGAUCCGGAAGAGUAAUAGCAGAAGUUAAAAAUAAGCAGUCGGAUAUUAGUGGUAUGGAUCUUGGAAAAGAUGUUUUAACAAUGAUGGUGGAGCCACAAGUAGACCACUCUUUAAUAAUGGGUAUUGUUAUAGCUUAUAGUCUUACCAAAUGUAAAUUGUGAUAAUUAUAUGGGUGAGAGUGCAACUGUAAUAUCAGGUGAUACUCUUAUAUAUAAACGUUGGUAUAGUCUUAUAUAUAAAGUUAAA